Betta splendens (Siamese fighting fish) is the source of this 4662-nucleotide messenger RNA. RefSeq names its product nuclear factor related to kappaB binding protein (gene nfrkb). The record is from RefSeq and is a predicted model, not a curated record. The transcript is spliced from 26 exons. The coding region runs from base 173 to 4000 and encodes 1275 amino acids. Lineage: Eukaryota; Metazoa; Chordata; Actinopteri; Anabantiformes; Osphronemidae. Gene Ontology annotation, cellular component: Ino80 complex. Gene Ontology annotation, molecular function: protease binding.
AGAAUGUAGCGUGUUGACAUGCGGAGGGCAGCAGUGAGCAGGAGGCAGGCUGGCGGUUUUCGAAGGGCCUCCUUAUUUUCAGUAGAAGAAGAAAUCGGUGCGUCGGCAAAACAGGUCCGCCUUCUUCUCCGCCAGACCGAACGGUGUCCCCGGUUGGACAUAGAGGAAAAGAAUGGACGCCCUCUCUCAUAUGCUGUCAGACCCUCUUGAUCUUAAAGAAGAAAACGAUGGUCAGAUAACAGAAGAAUGCAUGUUGGGAGACUGUAGAGUAACCCUUCCAGAGGAUCUACUUGAGGACCCGGACCUUUUCUUCUCUGUAAUGAGCAAAACUACCUGGAGUGAAGUACUGUCAGACUCCCAGAGGCAGCACCUUCGUCAGUUUUUGCCACAGUUUCCUGAGAAUAGUGUUGCAGAACAAGACGCCACCAUCAGUGAUCUGUUCAACAACAGAAACUUUCACUUUGGAAACCCUCUUCAUCUUGCUCAAAAACUUUUCAGAGAUGGCUACUUCAAUCCUGAGGUGGUCAAGUACAGACAACUGUGUGCAAAAUCCCAAAAAAAGCGACAGUUAUACUCCCUUCAACAGUAUUAUCACAGACUAUUAAAGCAGAUCCUCGUUUCCAGAAAGGAGCUUUUGGAGUUUGCAGUUCAAAAUGGCCUUGACUUUCCACCUAAAAGAAAGUUGCCAAGCAAGAGUCACGCUGAAAUGCGGGAGCCAAGGGUGAAAAGACGGUUGAGCCGCAUUUUAAAGGAGAUAAAAACGGAGUGUGGAGACAGCAAUCCCUCAUCUGAUGAUGAUGACCUCUCUUCAUGGACACCAGCACCGCAAUCACCUUCUUCUCCGACACCCACUGUCUCACUCAGAGUUCUUCCCAGCCUCUCGACUCAGGACAUGAAGACUACUGAGAAAAUUGAACUUGGUGAACAGGACUUGAAAGCCAUGCUGCAAAAUCAUCGUGAGAGGAGGAAGCGGCAGCCUGACCUUCCAGAGUUGAUGACCUCUGAUAUCCUUAUUGGAGACGUAUUGUCAAGAGCAAAUAUUGGUCGAAAGGGCACUAUGCCACUCUUUGAUCUGUCUCUGCCUAAGAAGAGGAUGAGAGAAGAGAGAAGGAAGAAGAAAAUGAGGACAAUAAAGAUGGAGUCUGAAGAUCCCUGUGAUGCUGUUGCGCCUACGGAUGCUUCAUCAGCUCCAACAAUGAGCAUCAUUAACUCCUUGCCAGAUACACCUUCUACUCCUUUACCCCACAUCAAGGAAGAAAUUGUGGAGGAGCCUCAGAGCAGCCCGUCUACAAUUGAGGAAAUAGCGGUCAGCUUUUUCAGCUUGUUGGAAAGCAUUUUAAGAGCAGAAACCUUUGCCAGUACUUCUGUGAUAGAGGAGAAAGUUCAAAUGUGGCAGUGUUCUCCUGCCAGCUCCCUCAACGUUUGGUUUUCAUCAGCAUCAUGUUGGUCUGACUUGGUUCUUCAAGCUCUGCAGUUUCUUGCAGGAGAGACUAAAGAUGGCAUGAUGGCACUUCCCAGUGGAUUUUCUCCAUUUGUGGAAUUUGUUGAAGAAUCUCAGUUGUGGAGGUGGAUUGGUCCUACUUACGAUACAGAGAAGGAUCUCAGUGCUCUAUUCCAGUUGUGGCUUGACUCCAAGGAUUUAUUUUUCAAGACAGAAAACGAAGAAAUGACUUCUCCUACACCAAGAAUUUCAACUGAUUACGUGGUGCGACCCAGCACUGGAGAUGAAAGACAAGUGUUUCAAGUCCAGGAACAGCAGCGAUACAAUCAGCCCCAUAAGGCCUUCACCUUUAGGAUGCAUGGCUUCGAAUCUGUGGUGGGACCUGUUAAAGGGGUGUUCGACAAGGAGAUGUCUCUCAACAAAGCCAGGGAGCACACGCUGCUCCGUUCAGACCGACCACCAUAUGUCACCAUUCUUUCUCUCGUGCGAGAUGCAGCAGCCAGAUUACCCAAUGGAGAAGGAACAAGGGCAGAGAUCUGUGAACUGUUAAAAGACUCUCAGUUUCUUGCUCCAGAUGUUACUAGUGCACAGGUGAAUACGGUUGUUAGUGGUGCUCUGGAUAGACUUCAUUAUGAAAAGGACCCCUGUGUGAAGUAUGAUAUUGGUCGUAAACUCUGGAUUUACCUUCACCGCAAUCGCAGUCAGGAGGAGUUUGAGAGAAUUCACCAGGCUCAAGCUGCUGCAGCAAAAGCAAGGAAAGCCCUACAGCAGAAACCAAAACCUGCCUCUAAGCCUAAGUCUGGAAGUAAAGAUGGAGGCAGUAAAAUCCCUGGAUGUCUGGAUCCAGGACAGGACGUAGGUUCUAAUCCCAUGUCACCAACUCCUACAACGCUAACGCCAAACACACCUGGAACUCCAUUGUCACCUUUACCCUGUGGAGCGGCAACACCUACAAAGACUGGACUCCCAGACACAGUCAAAGCCAGCCCAGGGGUUCUUCUUGUGUCCUCUCCCUCAUUGCCCCAGCUGGGAACCAUCUUACCCACAAGUCAAGCAGCGCCACCAGCUUCACAGCCAGUCACAUCUCAACACGCGGCUCGCAUCGUGAGUCAUCUGGCAGCCGGCUCCAUCCCUCAGGUGCGAGUCGUUUCUGCUCAGGCUGGUCUGGGCUCCCCAGCAGGAAGUCAACCAGCAACACUGGUACAUCAGACCCCUCACCAGAUCAGGAUGCCAGUCUCAGUGUCAGCCAAAGGCAUUUCACAGGCAGUGGUAUCUGUGCCUUUGAGGAGUCAAACUGGUAGUAGCCCAGUCCAGGUGCCGACCACCUUGUCUAUGUCCACUGUAACUGUGGCCAAACCUCAGACUGGAUCACCUGGUAGCCCAGCCAACAACCCUGCCUCCCCAACAGUGCUACAAGGAGUCACAAGCCCAAACAUUAAACAGGUGUCCAUCCCAGGACAACUUGGAAUGAAGUCUCCUGGGGGAGCAGGAAUUCCAAUUACGGCUACAAACCUGCGUAUUCAGGGUAAAGAUGUCCUACGUCUUCCACCGUCCUCCAUCACCACAGACGCUAAAGGCCAGACAGUGCUGAGGAUCACCCCGGACAUGAUGGCGACCCUUACCAAAUCCCCGGUUGCAACUGUCAAACUCACCCCUGAAUUCCUGGGCAGUGCCACAGCAGGCAACAAGAGCAUUUCAGCCACCCUCCAUGUAACACCACCCCACCCUUCAGCUUCCUCAGCCUCUAGUGCUGCAUCCACAGAAGUACAGACCACUAAGGUGGAGACAGGUCCCAUUACCUCCACCUUAUUGAAGGCUGCAGGAGACACAGCUAUACGUCUGAUGCCUACGUUGGCCGUCACUGUGGCUGACCAGAAGUCUAGGACUUUCUCCACUGUGACCUCUCCUGACAAGAGUGGUACCACCAUUCGGAUAAUGCCAGGACUAGGUGUUAUUCCGCAAAAACAUGGUCAGACCAUCAAAAUGACAACAGCCACUGGCAGUAAGCCACUCGCAUCGUCUACAUGCGCUAAUGUAGUGACAAUGGCUGCCAGCGUUGUAGCGGGCACCAAGGGGAUCACGGUGGCUCCGGGGGCCUCAGGCUCACCGCUGACGCUGGGAACAGCUACAGCCACGGUGCGUCAUGUUCCUCCACCAGUGGUUACAACACAAACGGGGAAGUUACCCACUCGUAUCACUGUUCCCCUCUCAGUUCUCAACCAACCACUGAAGAGCAAAAGUGUAGUGACCACACCAAUUGUGAAAGGAAGUCUUAACACAAAUAUCAGCAACCUGGGCAGAAACAUCAUCCUGACCACCAUGCCUGCAGGGACGAAGCUGAUUGCAGGGAACAAACCAGUCAGCUUUGUUACAGCACAACAGUUCCAGCAGCUUCAGCAGCAAGGACAGGCCACACAGGUCCGCAUCCAAACAGUUCCAGCACAGCAGCUCCAGCAGCACAUAGCAACAAGCUCACCGAAGUCUGUUUCCACAGUGGUAGUCACAACAGCACCCUCACCCAAAUGCUUGCCCGAUCCCCCACCUCCGCCUCAACAAUGAUCGCAUGCAAUCAGCCAGCAAUGAAUUGUAGGUUCAGUUUACAUUGCAUCUAAGUUUUUCCUUUGUUAUAAAUACAGUGGGCUCAUAUUCAGGUUAGGACGUUGGCUGAUGGCGGCUGGCUUUGCAAAGGUUUCAUUAUUUCUAGUAUUUUGAAAAUCCUCCAUUGUUGUUGCAUAAGUACAGUGCAGAAAAACUCACUAGACUGUUUUUCAUAGUUUGAACCUGUUGCUGUUUGGAAGAUUUUACAUAAAUGUAACCAGAAAGUUGCAUUUUAAUUUAAGCUAAAAUAAUAUUGAAUAUUUCUGUGAAACUGUCAACGUUUGUCAGACCUAACGUAAUGUUAAGAAAUGAAAGCGGAGUCUUGUCAUGUUUCUUAUGCUAAAGCAUUAUUUGUUUUCUUGCUUGGUGUUGUACAAUAUACAAAGUACCAAAAUGUAAAUCUGAAUGUGCAAGAAGCAGCGUCUAACGAGGAAUGGGUGAGGAUGCAUGAAAAGAUUUGCCUUUAUUGAAAAUGUGUUGGUGAUUACACUGAAAGUGACCAGAGAAGUUAAGUCACUUUACUUUUGUGUUCAGAUCUCAAAUCCUGGUUGUAAAUCUGGAUCUAUUUAAUUGGUGUAAUUUGUUUUCCUAAAACAGACACAUUAAAGACCUCUUUAAAAGCA